This is a messenger RNA of Vollenhovia emeryi, 5085 nucleotides long. It is a transcript of the gene pds5, whose product is annotated as sister chromatid cohesion protein PDS5 homolog B-B. The record is from RefSeq and is a predicted model, not a curated record. Gene Ontology annotation, cellular component: nucleus; chromatin. Bases 493 to 4131 code for a protein of 1212 amino acids. Gene Ontology annotation, biological process: DNA repair; mitotic sister chromatid cohesion. Lineage: Eukaryota; Metazoa; Arthropoda; Insecta; Hymenoptera; Formicidae. The transcript is spliced from 17 exons.
CGGGGCGAGGCGGACCGGUGGAUGUAGCGACGCAUCGCAUCGCGCCGCGCCGCGCCGUCGUGGUCGGCGAACUUCAGACGAUCGAAUCGCGGCUGUGUCGCGUCCCUCGGCACGCUUAACCGCGUACUGGAACGAAGAGUCUCUUGCCAACCGCUCUCCUCCGCCUCCGACGGCUCCGGUCGUGCUGACCAUGCCAAGUGUCUGCAGGGAAUCGCACGGAUCACAUCGCGGCCGGUACGCACGCACUUAGUUAAGAACCAGGCGAUCGGAGAGAAAAUCGCGGCCUGCGAGAAGCCCAAGUGCGAGUGCAAACCCGGAGAGGCGAUCCACCGCGCGGCGGCCCGUCGUCGGACACGCACGGCUUUAUCGAUACACUUUCGGCGUCACAGGCCCUGCGGCGCCUAUGCAUAUCUCCAGAAUUUGGACCGUGUUCUAGAAUACGUUAAAGCUAAAGCGCUUGGUUACAUUUGGUUGGUUUACUGAGCAGCCACUAUGUCUGAAAUCAUAUACCCGCAAGGGUGCAGAUCGGUCACCGAGGAUUUAGGCCCGGACGAGCUGAUCAGGAGACUCAAGACGCUGGCGCACACGUUGCAAGCUAUGGGACAAGAUGAGGGAAUGUACCAGCAGUACAUUCCGCUGGCGCUACAUUUGGCAGAAGAACACUUCCUGAUGCACCAGAGCAAAGACGUGCAACUCUUGAUCGCCUGCUGUAUUGCGGAUGUCUUACGAGUUUACGCGCCAGAGGCUCCUUAUAAAGACGCCGAUCAGGUCAAAACGAUAUUCUUGUUCCUCAUUAAACAACUGGCGGGCUUGAAAGAUCCUAAAGAUCCUGCUUUUAAGAGGUACUUCUACCUACUCGAAAAUCUAGCAUAUGUCAAGUCAUUUAACAUGUGCUUUGAGCUUGAGGAUUGCCAAGAGAUUUUCUGCGCGUUAUUCUCCCUCAUGUUCAGAAUUGUCAACGAUGAACAUUCCGGCAAAGUUAAGAGCUUCAUGCUGGAUGUUUUGUGCCCGCUCAUCACCGAGUCGGACAUCGUCAGUAACGAACUUUUAGAUAUCAUACUCAUGAAUAUCGUAGAACCAAACAAAACGCAAAAGAAGAAUGCAUACUUGCUGGCUAAAGAGUUGGUAGUCAAAUGUAGCGAUACAUUAGAACCGUACAUUCAGGCGUUUUUCAAUCAUGUCUUAAUACUGGGUAAGGAGGAGAAGAGCUUACAAAUCUGCAAGAAGGUAUACGACCUGAUCUACGAGUUGAACCACAUAUGUCCGAGUGUCUUGCUGUCCGUCCUGCCGCAACUAGAAUGCAAACUAAAAUCCUCCUCUGAGAACGAAAGAUUGGGCGCUGUGGCAUUGCUGGCUAGAAUGUUCUCCGAAAAGGGCUCACAGCUAGCCGUGCAGUAUACGCCGUUGUGGCGGGCGUUUUUGGGACGGUUCAAUGAUAUCAGCGUGUCGAUUCGUAUUAAGUGCGUGCAGUACUCGAUGCACUUCUUGCUAAAUCAUCCGGAAUUGAGGAAGGAUAUCACGGAUACUUUGAAACUGAGGCAACACGAUGCCGACGAGAGUGUCCGCUACGAAGUUGUUAUGGCUAUAGUAACGACUGCCAGGCGAGACUUUGAAGUUGUGUCAGAUAGCGAGGAUCUGCUCGAAUUUGUCAAAGAAAGGACUCUGGAUAAAAAGUUUAAAAUACGGAAAGAGGCGAUGUCUGGCUUGGCUAUGAUAUAUAAGAAACAUUUGAACGACGCUGAUGUGCCGCAGGCCACAAAGAAAGCGGUUAUUUGGAUAAAAGAUAAAAUAUUGCAUGGUUAUUAUAUGGCGGGCAUGGAAGACAGAUUGCUGGUGGAAAGAUUGCUAAAUACGUGUCUAGUACCUUAUCAAUUACCAGCUGAAGAGAGAAUGAAAAAAUUGUACCACCUCUUAGGUACAAUUGAUGAUCAUGCUUCUAAGGCGUUUGUGGAACUGCAGAAGCAUCAGCUGGCUGUACGAAGGGCGGUAGUUGAGUGGCUAGACAUUGUGAAGAAACCGGACGCUAAAAAUGAACUAAUGACAAAGAUUCAUCAGAUAUCGCGCUUCCUGCCAGAUCCCAUGAAAGUGCAGGAGUUUCUUCAAAAGUUUAGCUCUCACAUGAAGAAAGACACCAGAUUACUACAGGAAAUGGAAACGAUUGUGCAACCGAAUGUUUCCUGCAAGGAAUGCGCUGAAACGAUAACUAAGGUUCUCAAAAAAUUAGGACAGCCCGUUAUGACUAAUUUAUACUAUAAUACAAUUAAGAUGCUGCUCGAGAGAGUAAGCUCCGUCAUGAUUGAUGAAGAGGCAAUUCGUGUUUUGAUUGGAUACGUCCUAGACUGUUUGAAGGGAGGUAAUGUGAUAGAAGAAGUCGGUCUCAAUCCGAAUAAUGCUGGUGAGAAAGGACUAAGACUAUUAGUGAUGCUCUCAUUUGUAUUCGGUUCACAUUUUCUUCAUAACGAUAUCUUGUUGCAAUUGGUCAAUUUGCUUGAAUUAGAGGAUGAAAUGGUAGCACCGCUAGUUCUCUCUAUCUUUACGUUCUUGGGGAAAUAUAAACCUCUGAGCGAUGUAGCACCGGACAUUAUGAACCUUAUGGUACCGAUGUGCAAGAAUUUUUCUGAGACGGGAACACCGAAGCAGGCAAAGCAAGCUGUGAGAUGUUUGUUUGUCAAUAUGACCAAUAUUCACGAUACUAUCUUUCCCGAGAUCAUCGAGAGAAUUAAGAACACGCUGACGCCGACGUCGGAAUAUUAUCGGACGUCUAUAGUCACGUUAGGUCACAUAGCGUAUAAUUUGCCAGACAAAUAUCAAGUACAAAUAAAAAAUAUGGUGUCCAGGAAAAUAGUUAAAGAAUUACUAGUGAAGGAAAGCAGCGAGCAAACCUCCGAGGCUAUCGAGGGAGAUUGGUGCAGGGAGGAUCAAUUACCCGAGGAGACACGAUGCAGAUUGGAAGGCUUGAAGUGUAUGGCACGUUGGCUGUUAGGAUUGAAGACCGAUGUAUUGUCAGCGCAAAAGACGUUCAGAAUGCUUAAUGCUUUCAUGGUGAACAAAGGUGACUUGCUGUCACAGGGACGUUUGAGCAAAGCUGAAAUGAGUUGGUUGCGAUUGCAAGCAGGUUGUUCAAUGCUGAAGAUAUGUGAACAGAAGGGCGUCGGCGAUCAAUUCACUGCAGAACAAUUUUAUAAUCUCUCGCAACUCAUGGUGGAUGAAGUCCCUCAAGUCAGAGAAGCUUUCGGUAGUAAACUGCACAAAGGUUUGGGAAGAGGAAUUCCGAACAAAUGUCUACCACUGGAUUUCAUGGGAUAUUACGCUCUGGCUGGUAAGGAACAGGACAAAAGAUUAAAAUGUGUAUUGAAGACAUAUAUGCAGACGGACAUAAAUAAAAGAAGGGAUUAUGUGAAGACUCUUUCAUUGGGUACUGUUGAGCGAGCUAUGGAUCAACUGCCCCAUAUUUUGCCGGAUUACAUGCUGGUUUUCGCGGUACCCAUUCUCGCGCAUGAUCCCGAAUUCACGAGUCAUAUAAUGGUAACCCAGUUGAAAGUUAUUCAACAAUGUCUUUGGUUCAUCUUGGAGCCUCUUAUCACGAAGAACGAAUAUUAUUGCUACGGAUUUUACAAAAAUCUUGUGGAACGUAUGAAGAGCCACAAAGAUGCAUUAAAACCUGAGGACAACGAAAUGAAUUAUAAAUUGUGGGCUGUUUGUGACUUGGCAAUGAAUGUAAUAUACACCAAGACUACCAAUUUUGACUUGAAAGAGUUCCCGAGCGAAACGCGGAUUCCCACGAUGUAUUUUAAACGAUCAGAUGAAACAUUGCACAAUCAGAAGAUCUACUUACCUGCCGAAUUGCAAGUGAACAUGUCGAAUCCACCAAAAGGAAGGGGAUCACAUUUCCACCACUUUUCCACAGUUAGUGAGAGACCACAACGCAAGACUAAAUCCAAACAACAGAAGGAAGUAGGCAUUGGACCUAAUGAAACAGAUGCAAGGCUGCAAGUUGGAGAAAUGGAAUGUAUCGAUGCACAGCCUGCGGAAGCAUCAGAAACCAGGAUUCAACUGCCAGGUUUAGAAGAAGAGAUCGAGGAACCACCAGCAAAGAGGGCAUUAAGGGAAUCGGAUAAAGUAAAUAAAUAAUUCAGUGAUCGGACUAUACCCGGGGGAACAUUGGGACGGGGACAGACUUAAAGAGUAUGAUGAUAAGAAAAUUAAAAAUCUAAAGGAUACUUUACAAAUUAGAAAACAGAAUAUUUUGGUUAUGUAUAACAAUAAACCUAAGUCGUUCGUCUAUUUCUAGAGUGUAAGAUGUUAAGAUUAUGACACAGUAACGUCAGGCUUAUAAUGCAAAAAGUUCUUUGGACUUGCAACAUGUGAGCAAGAAAGAAAAAAAGAAACAGAACGAAAAAUUCAUUAAUUCUUCACAAGGAUCAGUAAACACGUCUAUUUCGUUAACAACAAAUUAUUCAAUAUUACAUAUUCGUAUCUCUCUCUUGUUACUUUUAUGAAUAAUAGAAUCAUUAAAGUAAAUCAUAUAACAAAAAAACCCUUUACAUGGCCCAUAUAUAUAUAUAUAGCCAGAAAGAAAAUUUUUUGUAAGUUUGUAACAAAUUUAACCUGGAUGAAACCAUUCAGUAUAUGAUGAUUCACAUUUGCACUAUAAUAUAUAAACAUUUUUUAUAUCUAUAUUUCGCGAAUGUAAUGAAUGCUAUUACAGGAUUAUUUUGCUGAAAAAUAGCAUCUUCAACAAGCAAGUAUAUACAUAAAUAUUGACUACAUACUUUAUUAACAAAGUAAAAAUUUUCUUUUAACGAGAAACACCCAGAUAUAUCCACUAAAUCGUCACUUUAUAAACAGCCAAGGAGAAUACUAUAGUUUUGUUGCAUAAAUGAUACAUAUUAGAUAAGAAGUUGUGUGUCUAUUGGCUUUGCGAUCUAAAGUUGUUGGUUUUUAGUAAUAUAAUUAUCGCUACACUUUAGGCGCGAUUUUUAUGAUUGAUACACAUAAAGUAUCUAUGUGUAACAAUGAAAGAAUAUUGUGAAAACAUGCAAAAACCUUCAACUUUUGUAUUUAUAAAUAAACAUAAAAAUUAUA